This is a messenger RNA of Ceutorhynchus assimilis (cabbage seed weevil), 1143 nucleotides long. The record is from the annotation of a GenBank genome assembly. NCBI's taxonomy places the organism in Eukaryota, Metazoa, Arthropoda, Insecta, Coleoptera, Curculionidae.
CUGACCCACUAACAUUACGUCGAUUUCGGUGUGGCGGCGCGAUCAAAAUAAACAAAUUAUUAUUUAAUUUAUUGUUUCAUAAUGAUUCGGCGUAGACGUUUGAAGUUGCAGUGGUUUUUGACAAUAUUUAUUACCAUUUUGCUGAGUGGACCCGUUGCUUAUAAAAAUAUUAAAUUUACUAAUAAUUACAAUAAGAAAAUUAUGAGUGUGGACAAUUUUCUAGAAAAAUCUUCAUUAAGCGUAACUAUCACCAAUAAUUACAAUAACAAUAUCACUCAUAGUUCAACUACAGCUUCAAUAUUGCCAAUAAGAAAACAUGUCACCAAAUCGAUGGCCCAGCUGGGAAAAAUGGAUGAAGUAAAUAAACAUUUUUUGUUCCUUAAUUCUGUUCCUGAUAGUGGUUCGGAAAUUUUGAUUUUUCUCUUAGAAAAAAUACAGGGUGUUAAUGAUUUUAAGCAUGUCAGACUUAAAGGUGGGAACAGGAGGAAGUUGAAUAAGAUGCAACAGGCGAGCAUGGUUGAUAAAAUCUACGAAAUAAGAAGAAACCUACCAAUACCAUUAAGUUUUGACCGAAAUUUAUAUUUUUUAAAUUUUACUUUCUUCGACAAGCAAUUACCCACCUACAUCAAUCUUAUUAGACAUCCAGUUACGAAAGUAAUGGCCAGAGCAAUUUCAAAGAAGACCGGAACUUAUGAUAAAUAUUUUUUGAAAUGUUUAUUGGACAUCAAAGGAAACUGUAAAUUUAGAAACGGACGCCCCUACGACCUAACUAUCCCUUAUUUUUGUGGUCACGAUCCUAAAUGUAUGUUGUUGAACAAUAAUUGGGCUCUUGGAAUAGCAAAAGAGAAUGUGGAGAAAUAUUACCAAGUGGUCGGUGUACUUGAAGAACUUAACAAGACCCUGGAUGUACUUGCAGCACAUAUUCCACAAUUUUUCUCUGAUGCUAAAACAGUUUACCAGGAAAAUUUAUUAGAUAUUUAUAGGCAUAAAAAGGAACUGGAAAUUCCAAAAGAAAUUUACAAUGCUCUCGAAGAAUCUCUAGUAAAUGAAAUAGAUUUCUACAAUUUUGUUAAAGAAAGAUUGCUGAAGUAUGCGCCAGAACGUCAAGUAAAAACUCUAUUUAAGAAAAAAUUGUAUUAUUGA